Messenger RNA from Saccharomyces paradoxus, 1521 nucleotides. It is a transcript of the gene DHH1, whose product is annotated as DExD/H-box ATP-dependent RNA helicase DHH1. Gene Ontology annotation, molecular function: ATP binding; mRNA binding; RNA helicase activity. NCBI's taxonomy places the organism in Eukaryota, Fungi, Ascomycota, Saccharomycetes, Saccharomycetales, Saccharomycetaceae. The transcript has a single exon. The record is from RefSeq and is a predicted model, not a curated record. Bases 1 to 1521 code for a protein of 506 amino acids. Gene Ontology annotation, biological process: cytoplasmic stress granule assembly; P-body assembly. Gene Ontology annotation, cellular component: P-body; cytoplasmic stress granule.
AUGGGUUCCAUCAAUAAUAAUUUCAGCACUAAUAAUAACAGUAAUACAGAUCUCGAUCGGGACUGGAAAACUGCAUUGAAUAUUCCUAAGAAGGAUACCAGACCACAGACAGAUGAUGUCUUGAAUACAAAGGGAAAUACUUUUGAGGAUUUUUAUUUGAAAAGAGAACUGUUAAUGGGUAUUUUUGAGGCCGGUUUUGAAAAGCCAUCUCCUAUUCAAGAAGAAGCCAUACCCGUAGCAAUAACCGGUAGGGACAUAUUGGCAAGGGCCAAAAAUGGUACAGGUAAGACAGCUGCAUUUGUUAUUCCGACACUAGAGAAAGUCAAGCCAAAGUUGAAUAAAAUUCAGGCUUUGAUCAUGGUUCCCACAAGAGAGUUAGCUUUACAAACUUCCCAAGUCGUCCGUACAUUGGGAAAACACUGUGGUAUUUCAUGCAUGGUGACCACUGGUGGUACCAAUCUGAGAGACGAUAUUUUAAGACUAAAUGAAACAGUCCAUAUUUUGGUUGGUACUCCUGGUAGAGUGUUGGAUUUGGCCUCAAGAAAAGUAGCAGAUCUAUCUGAUUGUUCUUUAUUUAUCAUGGAUGAGGCUGAUAAAAUGCUUUCUCGUGAUUUCAAGACAAUAAUUGAACAGAUUCUGUCCUUCUUACCUCCAACCCAUCAAUCUUUAUUAUUUAGUGCUACUUUUCCAUUGACAGUGAAGGAAUUCAUGGUUAAACAUCUGCAUAAGCCUUACGAAAUUAACUUGAUGGAAGAAUUGACCCUAAAGGGUAUUACUCAAUACUAUGCCUUUGUGGAAGAAAGACAAAAGCUACAUUGUUUAAAUACUUUAUUCUCUAAGCUUCAAAUUAAUCAAGCUAUCAUUUUCUGUAAUUCUACCAACCGUGUCGAAUUAUUAGCCAAGAAAAUUACUGAUUUAGGUUAUUCCUGUUAUUAUUCUCAUGCGAGAAUGAAGCAACAAGAAAGAAAUAAAGUUUUCCACGAAUUUCGUCAAGGUAAGGUUCGUACCUUGGUUUGUUCCGACUUGUUGACUCGUGGUAUCGAUAUUCAAGCUGUCAAUGUCGUUAUUAAUUUCGAUUUCCCAAAAACGGCAGAAACUUAUUUACAUCGUAUUGGUAGAUCCGGCAGAUUUGGCCACUUGGGUUUGGCAAUCAAUUUGAUUAACUGGAAUGAUCGGUUUAACCUGUAUAAGAUUGAACAAGAAUUGGGCACCGAAAUUGCAGCCAUUCCGGCUACUAUCGAUAAGUCAUUGUAUGUGGCUGAAAAUGACGAAACAGUUCCUGUCCCAUUCCCAAUAGAACAACAGAGCUAUCAUCAGCAGGCGGCACCUCAACAACAAUUACCGUCUCAGCAACAAUUCGCUAUUCCUCCACAGCAACAUCAUCCACAAUUCAUGGUUCCUCCUCCGCAUCAACAACAGCAAGCUUACCCUCCACCACAAAUGCCUUCGCAGCAAGGGUAUCCUCCGCAGCAGGAACAUUUCAUGGCGAUGCCACCAGGUCAGUCACAGCCCCAGUAUUAA